AUGACGUUGAGGGCUGAGGAUGUCGAUAUGACAGCCCAACGUGGAGCGCAUGCUGGAGCCGGUGCGACCCAGAUGCAACAACAACAACAACAACAACAACAACAACAACAACAGCAACAACAACAACAACAGCAACAGCAACAACAGCACCGCCACAACAACAGACAACCACAGACAACCACCCAUACUUCCAUACCUGCAGGAACGCCCUUUGAACAUAUCCCCACUUCUGGAUUAUCAAUUAACCCCCGCAACACGACAAAUCAGCCCAGAAUCAAGAGGGGUAAUGGUGCGAUGGCUGGGUUCUUGUGA
This is a messenger RNA of Salpingoeca rosetta, 312 nucleotides long. RefSeq lists its product as uncharacterized. The transcript is spliced from 3 exons. NCBI's taxonomy places the organism in Eukaryota, Choanoflagellata, Craspedida, Salpingoecidae. The coding region runs from base 1 to 312 and encodes 103 amino acids. The record is from RefSeq and is a predicted model, not a curated record.